AUUCGGUUUUUUACCUCCCGCCACUGGUUCCAUGAUAUGUUACUUUUCCUCUUUUGGUGACUGACAAAUGAAUCCAUGGGGUUUUCUCCUCUUCUCGUUGCUUUCAAAUUGAAACCCUAAACUUCGAAGACUGGUGAUGAUGACUACGACUACUGCAAAUCCAGUGAGAUCAUGGAGAACGGAAUUUCUUACCUUAAGAGACGAAACCCUAACUUCUCCUCCUCAAACAUCUCUCUCUUCUCUCCUUCAAAAUCUCGUUUUCUCUCACUCUCAUAGCUUAAUGGAAGCUUUAAAAGAUCUUUCAUCUAAUGAGGUUACCUCGGAUAUAAAGCUUCUAGUGGAAUUAGCCAAGAAUAGCGACGAAAAUGUGACCGAUAUAUAUGUUCAUACCUGUCAUUUGAUUCAUGGUGUUAUUAGUAGGGUCACCCUGGAAAUCAAUUCAUCAUUUUGGUCUAUUAUGCUGGAUUUUCUUGGAAAGGUACUGCAGCACUUUCUUGGUAAAUCAGAUUCUCAAAUAGUUUCACCAGGGAAUGCCGUUAGAUUGAAGGCAAGUAUGGAGAUUGUACAUAUUCUGAGAUAUUUGGCUGAUAGGAAUAGCAGAAAGUGUGCACUCCCUGAAAACACUCAGUUAAUUAAGCUCCUGCUCCUAGCCGUUGCAUGCUUGCAUGCUGAGUUGUUUUCAUCACCCUACUCAAAUGGGAACCAACGGUAUUAUGUUUCUGAUACCGGAAAUAAAAUCUGCAAAUCAAAAAAUCCGUGGGAGGUCCAUACAGUGGUCUUUGUCAUGAUUGGGGAAGUACAUGCAAGAAUGGGAACUCCUGUUUCACUAGAGAUUUGGCAAUUGACUCUUGAGGGUUUGAGGAAAGUAAUGGAUUCCUUGGCAGCUAAGAACUCACUUGUGGAAGACAGUCUGAUGUCCAGGUUUUACACAUCUCUACUUCAGUGUCUGCAUUUAGUUCUUUCAGAACCUAAGGUUUCCUUAUCAGAGCAUGUGCCAGGAUUUGUAGCAACUUUGCGGAUGUUCUUUAUGUACGGGUUAACUAAUCGACCCUCUUUAGCUGGUCGAAAUACAAUCCACAAGGAGUUAAGUUCCGUAACCUUAACCCACAAGACCAGAUCGCCAGAAUCUACAAAAAAUGAAUCUGGUCGUUACAGACCCCCUCACCUACGCAAAAGGGAGGGAACGAGUAGUACCUCAUCGAAAUCCUGGGAUUCUAGAAGUUUCUCAGACAAUGAGACUUCUAUGCUUGGUUUUACGUCAUCGGAUUCAGAGCACAGUGAUAGUGAAGGGUCAGGCAAAGAUAUGGACUACUUUCAAAGCUCCAAGGCUAGGAUCGCUGCUAUUAUCUGUGUACAGGAUAUCUGCCAAGCUGAACCGAAGUCACUUACUUCUCAUUGUACAAUGCUUCUGCCGACAAGUGAUGUACUGCAUCCCAGGAAAUAUGAAGCAAAUCUAAUGACAUGCUUGUUAUUUGAUCCUGUUAUAAAGACAAGGAUUACUGCUGCCUCAACCUUAGCUACCAUUUUGAAUGGGGUUUCGUCAUUCUUUUUACAAGUAGCAGAAUACAAGGAGACUACUAAGCGUGGAUCAUAUACUGCACUUUCAAGCUCUCUUGGGCAAAUAUUGAUGCAACUUCAUACUGGUGUUCUCCACAUGGUUCAGCAUGAAACUCAUAGUGGGUUGCUGGCAUCCUCUUUUAAAGUUCUCAUGCUUUUGAUCGCCGCCACCCCAUAUGCUAGAAUGCCUGGGGAUUUGCUGCCAUCUGUUGUUUCAUGUGUUCAAACAAGGAUGAUGAAGGGGUUCCAGUCUAGAACUGAUCAGAACGGUCUUAUGGUCACUGCUCUAGGUUGCUUGGGGGCAGCUUUUUCCACCUCACCUCCAUCAUCGCAGCUCAAAGAUAUACUUCAAGAAGGAAUUUCUGCAGGUGUAACAGUAGCUGAAGGGAGGCAAAGUGUUCUUGCUAUGAUAUUUCAAUUUUCUGAGCGAGUAACGAACCCAACAAUAAGUUUUGAGGCUCUACAGGUCCUCAGGGCUGUGUCACACAACUACCCUAACAUAAUGGUAGCAUGUUGGCGACAAGUUUCUGCAAUUACAUUUGAGUUGCUUAAUGUAGCUACUCCUGAUGUUCCUAUUCCCGAGGGUUUAACUACUCUAUCAAGGGGAGAUGUUGGAAUUCCUGCAGGACCUCUCACAGAACGAUGCACUAUGGCUGCUGUUAAGGUUUUGGAUGAAUGCCUGCGGGCAAUAUCUGGAUUUAGAGGAACUGAAGAUCUUUUAGAUGACAGAUCACUGGACACCCCAUUUACAUCUGACAGAACAAGAGUAAAAAAAAUUUCAUCAGCUCCAUCACAUGGGCUUGAUAUUUCUAAAUUUGAUCAUUUAGCAGAUUCUACAGGAAAUGAACAGUGGUGUGAAGCAAUUGAGAAGCAUCUACCACUGAUAUUACGGCAACGAUCCCCAAUGGUGCGAGCUGCUGCAGUUACUUGUUUUGCAGGUAUUACGUCCUAUGUUUUCUUCUCGCUUGUGAAGGAAAAACAGGAUCUUAUUCUUUCAUCAUCUAUCAGAAUGGCGCUGCAUGAUGAGGUUGCUUCAGUUAGGUCAGCUGCUUGUCGAGCCAUUGGUGUCAUAGCAUGUUUCCCACAAAUCUCAUAUAGAACAGAGAUCUUGGACACGUUUAUCCAUGCGUGCGAGAAAAACACUCACGAUCCAUUAGUCUCGGUUCGAAUAACAGCCUCAUGGGCUUUGGCAAAUAUCUGUGAUGCACUGCGGCAUAGAGUAAGUGAUUUGGAAGAGUUUUCUGAAGACCUGAGAACUGAUUCUCAGCGAAUAGACCUUUUAGCUGACUGUGCUCUGCGGUUGACCAAGGAUAAUGACAAGAUCAAAUCAAAUGCUGUAAGGGCUCUUGGGAAUCUGUCGAGAUUUGUUAGAUUUUCAAAAUCAACUACCAUACAAAAUGGGGCAACGGGUUUUGUGGAUUCAUCUCUAGCAAAGCCCAGAGCUGACAUGCCCCCUCCAAAAAGUGAUCCAAUUGCUUGCCACAGUUCACAAGCAUCAUUUUCCAUUUCUGUCUUGGCUCCUUUAGGAGAUUCAGACUGGUUGGGAAAGAUGGUCCAAGCGUUUGUUUCUUGUGUGACUACUGGAAAUGUAAAGGUCCAAUGGAAUGUCUGUCAUGCGCUGAGCAAUCUAUUCUUGAACGAGACAUUAAGAUUUGAAGAUAUGGUGUGGGCUCCUUCUGUUUUCAGUAUUCUUCUUCUGCUCGUUCGCGAUUCUUCUAAUUAUAAGAUAAGAAUUCAUGCUGCUGCUGCAUUGGCUGUGCCAGGAUCAGUGUCCGAUUACGGUAGCUCGUUCUCAGAUGUCAUUCAAGGUUUAGAACAUGUACUUGAAACUCUAGGUUCAGAUCAGAUAUCAGCAGCGUCAAGUUUCAAAUAUAGGGAUGCACUUGAGAAGCAGCUUACGUCAACCAAUUUGCAUGUGCUUGGUCUUGCUUCAUCCACUGAACAUCAACCUCUGAAAGAGUUUCUUGUCAAAAAAGCAUCUUUCCUGGAGGAGUGGCUUAAGUUGGUUUGCUCAUCACUAAUGGAUACAAGUGAUCAGCUGGCUGAUGGAGCAACUUCAGCUGAAAAUCAAAACGACAUUUCCUUGUCAUUCAUUCAGAAAAAAGAAAUGAUAUCCAGGACUAUUAGGUCUUUAAUUGAAGUUUAUGAAGGCAGUAACCACGAAGCAAUUGCAAAGAGAUUUGGAAAGCUGAUAGAUUGUAUAUCCAAAGUUGCUCCGGUGGCUUGUUUUUCAGUUUAAUGUCCACAAUAAUAUGCAACACGCCAUCAAAUGAGUGAUUUCACUCUCCCAAUCUUAAGGUGAGUGAGCAAGACCCAAAACACAAUUCUAGCAUAUUAUCAGUUGGUCUGAUCUUGAUGAUCAAACUCCAAGUAAUGCAAGCUGUUGUGGUUGCCAAAAGAUUUUUGUAUCAGGGACACUAGGACAUAAAAUUUGUACACAUUAGUAGCUGCGGAUUUUCACCAUUCCAUUCUGUAACUAAAACAGGAUUCAUGUUUGCGAGGAAUCUUUUUUUUUUGAGAAAGUGUGGAGGAGAAUAUGGAAUAACUAUUUUGUUGUACUUCUAAAUGUACAGACAGUUGUAAUCUAAUGUAAGUUAGAGGUAGUGUGGUGGUGUUUAUUAGCUUCAUUGGGAAUGAUUUUCAACUGCUGGCGCAUAUUUAGGGUACUCAAAGCAGAAGAAUGUUGAAAUACAUGCUUAAUUGCUUGGAGACAUUAUUAUGAUAAUAAAUUUUUUCCGAA
This is a messenger RNA of Papaver somniferum (opium poppy), 4297 nucleotides long. RefSeq names its product HEAT repeat-containing protein 6-like. The transcript is spliced from 27 exons. The record is from RefSeq and is a predicted model, not a curated record. The coding region runs from base 137 to 3796 and encodes 1219 amino acids. Lineage: Eukaryota; Viridiplantae; Streptophyta; Magnoliopsida; Ranunculales; Papaveraceae.